This is a messenger RNA of Tinamus guttatus (white-throated tinamou), 7276 nucleotides long. It is a transcript of the gene TPR, whose product is annotated as translocated promoter region, nuclear basket protein. Gene Ontology annotation, molecular function: structural constituent of nuclear pore. Gene Ontology annotation, biological process: mRNA export from nucleus; regulation of mitotic spindle assembly; protein import into nucleus. The record is from RefSeq and is a predicted model, not a curated record. Lineage: Eukaryota; Metazoa; Chordata; Aves; Tinamiformes; Tinamidae. Gene Ontology annotation, cellular component: nuclear pore.
AUGGCGGCGGUGCUGCAGCAGGUGCUGGAGCGCGGCGAGCUGGGCAAGCUGCCCCGCGCCGUGCAGGCCAAGCUCGAGCGCUUCCUGGGCGACCAGCAGAGCGAGAUCGACGGGCUCCGCGCCCGCCACGAGCGCUUCAAGGUGGACAGCGAACAACAAUACUUUGAAGUAGAAAAGCGCCUGGCUCAGAGUGAGGAGAGGCUUGUAAAUGAGACACAAGAAUGUCAAACUCUUCGUGAGGAGCUUAAAAAACUUAAUGACCAGUUGAAGUCUGUGAAUGAGAAAAAUAAAGAACUUGAAGCUGCUCAGGACAGAAACACAGCCAUACAGAGCCAUCUAAGUAGAGAAAAAGAAGAACUGGAAGCUGAGAAGAGGGAUCUGGUUCGAACAAGCGAAAGACGAUCUCAGGAAGUUGAACAUUUAAACGAGGAUGUUAAACGUUUAAAUGAAAAACUUACAGAAGCAAACACAGAAAAGGUGAAACUUCAGUUGAAGUUAGAUGAACUUCAGACAUCAGAUGUUUCUGUGAAGUAUCGUGAAAAAAGGUUGGAACAGGAAAAAGAUCUACUACAGAAUCAAAACACUUGGCUGAACACGGAGUUGAAAGCCAAAACAGAUGAACUUCUACAUACUGCCAGAGAAAAAGGCAAUGAGAUCUUGGAGCUUAAAUGUAAUUUGGAGAACAAGAAAGAGGAGGUUUCCAGAAUGGAAGAACAGGUAAACAGCUUAAAACAAUCAAAUGAAAAUCUUCAGAAACGUGUGGAAGACCUUUUGAGUAAAUUGAAGGAGGCAAAAGAACAGCAAGCUAGUAUGGAGGAAAGGUUCCACAAUGAACUGAACGCCCACAUUAAAUUAUCCAACUUGUAUAAGAGUGCUGCUGAUGAUUCCGAGGCGAAGAGUAAUGAACUGACAGGAGCAGUAGAAGAAUUGCACAAACUCCUGAAAGAAGCAGGUGAAGCUAAUAAAGCGACACAGGAGCAUUUGGCUGAAGUGGAAGAGUCUAAAGCUGCCAUGGAAAAAGAACUGAAAGAAAAGAUCAGUAAGCUGGAAAAAGAGCUGGAGAAUGCUAACGACUUGCUGUCUGCUACAAAACGAAAAGGUGCCAUCCUGUCUGAGGAGGAACUAGCAGCUAUGUCUCCUACUGCUGCAGCAGUUGCCAAAGUAGUUAAACCUGGAAUGAAAUUAACUGAGCUGUACAAUGCAUAUGUAGAAACUCAGGAUCAGUUGCUUUUGGAAAAGCUGGAGAAUAAGAGAAUUAAUAAAUAUUUGGAUGAAAUAGUGCAGGAAGUGGAAGCCAAAGCACCAAUCCUAAAACGGCAGCGUGAAGAGUUUGAGCGCUCCCAGAAGGCUGUUGCUAGUCUGUCUGCAAAGCUUGAACAAGCUAUGAAGGAAAUCCAGCGAUUACAGGAGGAUGCUGAUGUAGCCAAUAAGCAUGCCUCUGUGCUUGAAAGAGAAAACCAGAGACUGGAAAUACAAGUAAAAGACUUCUCACAGCAGAUUCGUGUACUCUUAAUGGAAAUUGAAGAAGCUAGAGGCAAUCACGUGAUUCGUGAUGAAGAAGUGACUUCUGCUGACAUCAGUAGCUCUUCUGAAGUAAUAUCUCGACAUCUAGUCUCUUACAGAAAUAUUGAAGAGCUUCAACAACAGAAUCAGCGUCUCUUGGUGGCUCUUCGGGAGCUAGGAGAGGCCAGGGAAAAGGAGGAGCAAGAAACAACAUCAUCAAGAAUUUCUGACCUUCAGAGCCAGCUCGAUAAAGCCCUGGACGAGCUGGAGAAGCUGCGUGAGUCGCGUCAUCACCACCUGCAGCUGGUGGAGUCUGUGGUUCGUCAGCGUGACAUGUACCGCAUCCUGCUGGCACAGACCACGGGAGCUAUCAUUCCUUUGCAAGCUUCAGGAAUAUUAGCAGAGGAGAUGUCUCUUACAUCUACUCCAAAACGUUCGACUAUACCUCAAGCCAUGUCAACUCCUGCUCAAGUAUCAAUGAAUGAGUCAGUGGAGACUCUGGAGGCAAAGGCAGCUCUUAAACAGUUACAGGAAGUUUUUGAGAACUACAAGAAAGAGAAGGCAGAGAAUGACAAGUUACUGAAUGAACAAAAUGAGAAACUUCAGGAGCAAGUCACAGACUUAAGGUCACAAAAUGCAAAGAUAUCCACACAGCUGGAGUUUGCCUCCAAACGUUACGAAAUGCUUCAGGAUAACGUUGAAGGGUAUCGUCGAGAAAUAACAUCUUUGCAUGAGAGAAACCAGAAACUCACGGCUACAACUCAGAAGGAAGAGACAAUAAUUAACACCAUGACUCAAGACCUGAGGGGAGCUAAUGAAAAACUGGCAGUGGCAGAAGUGAGAGCAGAAAACUUGAAAAAAGAGAAGGAUAUCUUGAAGAUGUCAGACGUGCGCUUGACUCAGCAACGUGACUCUCUGCUAGUUGAACAAAGAGGGCAGAAUUUACUGCUUACUAAUUUGCGAACGAUUCAGGGAAUAUUAGAGAGGUCUGAGACAGAAACAAAGCAAAGACUCAAUAAUCAGAUAGAGAAGCUGGAGCGUGAGAUAUCUCAGCUGAAGAAGAAACUAGAAAGUGAGGUGGAACAAAGGCAUGCCCUUACCAAAAAUCAAGAGGUUCAUAUCCUGGAUCUGAAGAGGCAACUUGAGACUGAGACAAACCGUCAUGUUAGCACCAAGGAAAUUCUGAAAAAUGCCCAAAAAGAAACAGCGAUUUUGAAACAGCAGCUUAAUAAUACAGAGGCUCAAUUAGCAUCUCAGUCUUCACAGAGGGUUCCAGGGAAAGGUCAGCCAAAUAGAAAUGAAGAUGUGGAUGAUCUUGUAAGUCAACUAAGACAAGCUGAGGAACAAGUUAAUGACCUGAGAGAAAGACUCAAGACUAGUUCUAGUAAUGUGGAGCAAUACAGGGCUAUGGUGCUUAGUCUAGAGGAAUCCCUUAAUAAGGAAAAACAAGUGACAGAGGACGUUCGUGCAACAGUUGAAGCUCGACUGAAGGAGUCUUCAGAGUAUCAAGCGCAGCUUGAAAAGAAGCUGAUGGAGGCAGAGAAAGAAAAGCAAGAACUUCAGGAGGAGAAGCGCAAAGCCUUGGAGAGUAUGGAACAACAGCUGGUAGAACUGAAGAAAAGUCUGUCAACCGUGCAAUCGGAAGUUCAGGAAGCUCUUCAGAGAGCUGGAACAGCUCUGAAUAAUGAACAGCAAGCCCGACGUGACUGCCAGGAGCAAGCAAAGAUAGCUUCUGAGGCUCAGAACAAAUACGAGCGGGAGCUGAUGCUCCACGCUGCCGACGUGGAAGCGCUGCAGGCCAUCAAGGAGCAAGUCGCCAAGAACACGGCAGUCAGGCAGCAGCUGGAGGAAGCUGCUCGGAAAGCCGAGUCUGAACUGCUAGAGUGUAAAGCCUCCUGGGAAGAGAGAGAGAGAAUGAUCAAGGAUGAAGCUUCAACGCACGCAUCCCGCUGUGAAGACCUGGAAAAGCAAAAUCGAUUGUUACAUGAACAACUGGAAAGUCUCAGCAGCAAGAUGGUGACCUCUAUGAAAGAAGCUAUGCCAAGUGCAUUGAAUGUCUCUCUCAAUGAGGAAGGCAAAUCUCAGGAACAAAUCUUAGAAAUUCUUAGAUUUAUACGUCGAGAAAAGGAGAUUGCAGAAACUAGGUUUGAGGUGGCUCAGGUGGAGAGUCUGCGAUACCGUCAGAGAGUAGAGCACCUGGAAAGGGAGCUCCAGGAGCUGCAGGACAGUCUCAAUGCUGAGAGAGAGAAAGUGCAGGUAACAGCAAAAACCAUUGCACAGCAUGAAGAAUUAAUGAAAAAAACUGAGACUAUGAACAUACUGAUAGAAACCAACAAGAUGCUGAGAGAAGAAAAGGAGAGAUUAGAACAAGAACUCCAACAAAUGCAAGCAAAGGUGCGCAAACUUGAGGCGGACAUCCUGCCUCUCCAGGAGUCCAAUGCUGAGCUGAGUGAGAAGAGCGGAAUGUUGCAGGCAGAGAAAAAGCUUUUGGAAGAAGAUGUCAAACGCUGGAAAGCCCGGACCCAGCAUUUGUUGAGUCAACAGAAGGACACUGAUCUUGAAGAAUAUCGGAAGCUGCUGUCAGAGAAAGAGGCAAAUAACAAGCGAAUACAGCAAAUGAGUGAAGAAACAGGCCGGCUUAAAGCAGAAAUAGCCAGAGCUAACGCUUCCUUGACUACAAGCCAGAAUCUUGUUCAGAACCUGAAGGAUGAAGUAACAAAAAUAAGGACAGAAAAGGACGCUUUGCAGAAAGAACUAGAAGUUAAAGUAGCUGACAUACAAGAAAAAAUGAAAACUAUAACACAGGUCAAGAAAAUUGGGCGCAGAUAUAAGACUCAGUAUGAGGAGCUGAAGGCACAGCAUGAUAAGCUGGUUGCAGAAGCAUCAACUCAACCUUGUACAGAACAACAAGAAGAGCAAGUUUCUGCCCAGGAAGUACAAGAGCUGAAAGACUCUCUUGGUCAAGCUGAAGGGAAGAUAAAGGCUUUGGAGGGUCAGGUUGAAACCUUACAGAAGACUAUAACAGAGAAGGAAACGGAAGCUAGAAAUCUUCAGGAGCAGAUAUCACAGCUACAGUCAGAGAUUGCUCGUUUUCAUCAAGAUCUGCAAGAGAAGACUACACAGGAAGAACAGCUCAGGCAACAGAUCACUGAGAAAGAAGAGAAAACUAGGAAGACUCUGCUCGCAGCCAAGCAGAAAAUUGCACAAUUAGCUGGUACGAAAGAACAGCUAACAAAAGAGAAUGAAGAGUGGAAGCAAAAGAGCACCUCAUUAGAAGAGCAGAAGACGGAGCUGGAGGUGCGGAUGAGCGCGCUCAAAUCGCAGUACGAGGGUCGGAUCUGCCGCCUGGAGAGGGAGCUUAGAGAGCAGCAAGAGCGACACCAUGAGCAGCGAGAUGAGCCACCCGAAUCUACAAAUAAGGUUCCAGAACAACAGAGGCAAAUCUCACUCAAACCCACUCCAGCUUCAGGUGAAAGAGGAAUUGCUAGCACUUCAGAUCCUCCAACAGCAAAUAUUAAACCAACUCCUGUGGUGUCGACUCCAAGUAAAGUGACUGCAGCUGCGAUGGCUGGGAACAAGUCUACUCCGAGGGCCAGUAUCCGUCCUAUGGUUACUCCUGCUACAGUUACAAACCCUACCACUACUCCAACAGCCACAGUUAUGCCAACGACACAGGUGGAGACCCAGGAAGCUAUGCAGUCAGAGGGGCCUGUGGAGCACGUUCCAGUCUUCGGGAGCACGAGCGGAUCUGUGCGUUCCACCAGCCCGAAUGUUCAGACGUCCCUCUCGCAGCCCAUCCUCACUGUUCAGCAGCAGACUCAGGCAACUGCUUUUGUGCAGCCCACUCAGCAAAGUCACGCUCAGAUUGAGCCUGCUAGCCAGGAGCCUUCACCUGCCAUUGUAGAAGUGGUGCAGAGCUCUCAAAUAGAGAGGCCCUCCACUUCCACAUCAGUCUUUGGCACAGUUUCAGCUACCCCAAGUUCUUCACUGUCUAAACGUCCCCGAGAGGAAGAGGAGGAUAACACUGUAGAAAACUCGGACCAAAUUUCAGAGGAAACGGUGGAUGUACCUCUUCCAAAGAAAUUCAGGAAUAUACAGAGAGUUGGGCCUGAGGAGGAAGUGGCAGCAGAAGAGAGCACUGAUGGUGAAGUAGAAGCUCAGGCCUACAACCAGGAUUCACAAGACUCCAUUGGAGAAGGGGUUACUCAGGGAGAGUAUGCUCCCAUGGAGGAUAGUGAAGAAACUUCUCAGUCCAUACCAAUAGAUCUUGGACCUCUUCAGUCAGAUCAGCAGAACACGUGUUCGUCUCAGGAUGGUCAGUCCAAGAGAGAUGAUGUCAUCGUAAUUGAUAGUGAUGAUGAAGAUGAUGAUGAUGAAGAAAACGAAGGCGAGCAAGAAGAUUAUGAGGAUGAAGAAGAGGAAGAUGAGGAUGAUGAUGAAGACACAGGGAUGGGAGACGAAGGUGAUGACAGUAAUGAAGGAACUGGUAGUGCUGAUGGUAAUGAUGGAUAUGAAGCAGAUGAUGCUGAGGGUGCAGAUGGUACAGAUCCUGGAACAGAAACUGAGGAGAGCAUGGGAGGAGGUGAAAGCAACCAGAGGGCAGCAGAUUCUCAAAACAGCGGUGAAGGGAGUACAAGUGCUGCAGAGUCCACUUUUCCUCACGAAAGCUCAAGAGAACAGCAGCCAUCAUCUGCCUCGGAGCGGCAGCCCCCUCGACCUCCCCAGUCACCACGCAGGCCACCGCAUCCGUUGCCACCACGAUUAACUAUUCAUGCUCCUCCCCAAGAACUGGGUCCCCCUGUACAGAGAAUCCAGAUGACUCGAAGACAGUCAGUGGGACGUGGACUUCAGCUGACUCCUGGUAUAGGUGGGAUGCAGCAGCACUUCUUUGAUGAUGAGGACAGAACAGUUCCCAGCACACCAACUCUUGUAGUACCACAUCGUACAGAUGGAUUUGCAGAAGCUAUUCAUUCCCCUCAGGUCGCUGGAGUUCCUAGGUUCAGAUUUGGCCCCCCUGAAGAUAUGCCACAGACUAGUUCCAGCCACUCUGAUCUUGGUCAGCUUGCAUCACAAGGAGGUUUAGGAAUGUAUGAAACUCCACUCUUCCUUGCUCAUGAGGAAGAAUCGGGUGGUCGUAGUGUUCCAACAACACCCUUGCAAGUAGCAGCACCAGUGACAGUUUUUACAGAAAGCACAUCAGCGGACGCCUCGGAACAUGCUUCCCAGUCUGUUCCAAUGGUUACUACAUCUACUGGCAACCUGUCCACAACUACAGAGUCUGGAGCUGGGGAUGAUGGAGAUGAAGUCUUUGCAGAGGCAGAAUCUGAAGGAAUUACUUCAGAAGCUGGUCUAGAAAUUGAUAGUCAACAGGAAGAAGAAGCUGUUCAAGCAUCUGAUGAGUCAGACCUUCCAUCUACUAGUCAAGAUCCUCCUUCUAGUUCAUCUGCAGACACAAGUACUAAUCAGCCUAAGACAAUUCGCCGUGUCCGGCUUCAGCCACCAACAUUAAGAACCAGUGUUCGUGGUCGGCAGUUCAACAGACAGAGGGGUGUAACUCAUGCAAUGGGAGGCAGAGGAGGCCUGAACAGAGGCAAUAUUAGUUAAAUGGUCUGUAAAGUUGUGACAACUCUGUAUAAAAAGUGCCAGUUUGCCUGUGGUUGCUUUAGUGUAAUGAAAACAGAGCUUAAAGCUGCAUUUUAUACUUAGAUGUGUGCACACAAUUCAAUGUCUUUAUUAAUAAAAUCAGACAAACUUAAUAUUAAAAUGUCAUCUU